Messenger RNA from Pungitius pungitius (ninespine stickleback), 3656 nucleotides. Its product is annotated as endophilin-A2-like. The record is from RefSeq and is a predicted model, not a curated record. NCBI's taxonomy places the organism in Eukaryota, Metazoa, Chordata, Actinopteri, Perciformes, Gasterosteidae. Gene Ontology annotation, biological process: synaptic vesicle uncoating. Bases 172 to 1278 code for a protein of 368 amino acids. Gene Ontology annotation, cellular component: glutamatergic synapse; presynapse; cytoplasm. Gene Ontology annotation, molecular function: protein binding. The transcript has 9 exons.
UGGUGCAGGACGGGACCUCCCACAAAUGAAGAUGGGACCAGGAUAUUAGGGUUGCUUUACAAGUUUUACAUCCCCGGUCUGUGGACGUACUGCUCGGCUGCUGCUGCUGGACACUUGGAAACUAACAUCAACUAUCGAACAAAAGAAAACUUUCCUCACUGACUGUGCAAGAUGUCCGUUGCAGGGUUUAAGAAGCAGUUCUACAAAGCCAGUCAGAUGGUGAGUGAGAAGGUUGGAGGUGCUGAGGGAACCAAACUGGAUGAAGACUUCAAGGACCUUGAGAGGAAAGCGGAUAUUACCAGCAAAGCAGUGGUGGAAAUCAUCAAUAAAACGUCAGAGUACCUCCAGCCCAACCCGGCAACGAGAGCUAAGCUUUCGAUGGUCAGCACAGUGUCCAAAAUGCGCGGGCAGGUCAACAGUCCUGGCUACCCGCAGCCUGAGGGCCUCCUGGGGGAGAGCAUGACAAAAUAUGGACGGGAUAUGGGCGAGGAAACCAACUUUGGUGGGGCUCUCACAGAUAUUGGCGAAUCAAUGAAAAGGAUGGCUGAGGUCAAGGACUCCCUGGACAUUGAUGUGAAGCAGAACUUUAUUGACCCACUGCAGGCAGUCGCUGAGAAGGAUAUCAAAGACAUUCAGUACCAGCUGAAGAAGCUGGAAGGCCGUCGUCUCGACUACGAUUAUAAAAAGAAACGUCAGGGUAAAAUCCAAGAUGAAGAGAUCAGACAAGCCCUGGAGAAGUUCCACGAGUCCAAAGAGAUGGCUGAAGCCUCCAUGUACAAUCUGCUGGAAACGGAUGUGGAGCAGGUGAGUCAGCUGUCUUCAUUUGUGGAGUCUCUGCUGCAGUACCACAAACAAGCUUCAGAGAUCCUGGAGGAGCUUACCGGAAAACUGAGAGAAAGGGUGAAUGAAGCUCAAUCUCGUCCAAGACGUGAAUACACACCCAGACCCAAACCAACGUAUGACUAUGGAGAGGUGGAAGAAUCAAAUGGAGGAUACUCACCAGCUGCAUCAACCUCUCCAGCUUACUCUUCCGCCCCUGCACAAUAUCCAGGUCCAUCCUUCAAAGGAUCCUCCAGCAAGAGCCGACCGACUGAGCCGUGCUGUAAAGCUCUGUACGACUUUGAGCCAGAGAACGAAGGGGAGCUGGGCUUCCAUGAGGGCGAGAUCAUCACCUUGGUCAAUCAAAUUGAUCACAACUGGUUUGAGGGAGCCAUUCGAGGCAAAACUGGAUACUUCCCUAGCAACUACGUCGAAGUGAUGGUGCCUCUGCAACACUGAAAACCGCAAAGCGAGAGGGAAGUGGAGAGGAUAAACAUGGGGGAUGGUAGUGGAUCAUCAGCUCUCAAUAACCAAAACAUAUCUAAUCUUUGUUUUAUUUAAAGGGUAAACUAAGACAGGGACCUAAUUUGAACCAAGGAGUUAUUUCAGUAUAGAGCUUUUUUUUUCUUUUUUUUUAAAUGUGUGCGGUCUAUAAGGAUAGGGAAAAUCAGUCAAAAAAUGACACCACAAUGUGAGCAUUCACCGUAUUCUGAGUAUUUACAGUCAUUCUCUAACCACCGGUGCACUUUCUACACUACACCUCCAUCACUGGGACUGAUGAGGCAAGAUCACGAGAGAAUAACAUCUUCAUGUUAAAUAUUCACAAACACUAAGAAGUGCAAGUACUUCUUCCUAUAUUCCUUACCGAUUUGAUACUCACAAGAUGACGUUCUAUGUAUUGUUGAUGUUGGUACGGCAUGCAUGCAUGUAGAGGCUUGUCUUCAUGGCCUCUGUCCAUGUUUGAGACUCCGCUGCCAUCUAGUGGUUCUACGGAUCACUCUUAGCGAUGUAACGAUGCUACUAUUGCUUUCCAAAUUCACGUUUGGUGUCUUGUGUUUGUGUGGAUUUUUUAUUUGAAAAAUAGCCGUAGCCAGUCCAUAGGUUGACUGACAGCUGUAAUCAUUUGUUUUGUCAUUACUACACCACUGCCAAUCAGAUUUCUUCUUUGGCAGCUCUACAAACGUCAGCAGUUUGUUUGAGACCAAAAGGUUGUUUUACAGGCUAUUCCUGUUGGGAUUGUUUUUCUAUGAAUAAGCUUCAAUUUUCAAUCUUUUAACACAAUCAAUUGUUGUUUCUUUGCUGUUAAUUUACCGACCGCAAUGUUUCUCACUGCUUCUCUACUCGUGGAUGAGACAGCCUUUGUCAUAAGAAGGAAACAUAUUUAUGUUCCCAUGCAUGUGCAACUCUGCAAAAUGUUUAUACUCCACAUUUUAAAGUGGAACCUGACUUACAAAAAUGUAACGUGAAUCCACCCCACCUCAAAUAUUUUUGCAGCAUUAAGCCAAAGCCAUAAGCCUCCUUCAGUUCCUCUAUUUUCUCAGGCUGAAUUGAUACUGCAGGCGGUGUCACGCACAAUGUUUUCUUGGGCUUUUCUACCAAGCUGUUUGACAAUGAAUUUUGGUCUGUUUGUGUCCCCCCCCCCCUCCCAUCAUGCUGAGGUAAGCUUGGCUUUAGUACUCUUGACAUAUAAUUUGGAGCAUGUAAAUGAAUCUGAUGUGUUUUUGUACCUGCCUCAGUGUUCAGUCUGAAAUUGUGCUCCAGACCGCACAGAAAAUGCUGCAAAACUAUCAUUCAAACAAUCGUGUGCGGCGUUUACUAAUAAUGAGGAAGGCCUCUGCACAAUGGCUAGUUUCAGUUCCAAUUAAGCGUUUUACACACUGACCAUGAGCUGAGGAGGGUUUGUGUUGUUCACUAAAAUACCAAACUUUCUCUUCCUGUCAUGAUCCCCUUGUUAGGCCCCACCGCCUCCACCCCCCCCCCCCCCCCAAUCAACUCAUCUCUCCCAUCUCUGUUUGUACCGGGAGUGGAACAGACAGGUCUUUUCAGAAGGGAGGCUACCAGCAGUGGAUUAUGCCCUCCCUCCCCCAGUGGUCUUUAUCCACCACCUGCCCCUGUACCCCCCCCCCUUUUCUCAUUAUCAUCCCGAUCCCAUGGUGUCUCUGGGAGCCUCCCGGUCCGCAAUAAUGUCCUUGUAUUUUGUUCAUAGUCUCUUACGUGUUAUCUUUGCAUGUGCUGAGCAGUAGCUGUGAGGUUCAGGUGUGGGUUUACGUGCCUCAUUACACUAAAUCAAAAGCCAUGACUUUUUUAGAGGGGAGAAUAGGGUCAGGGGUCCAGCUGGAGCCAUUAUGCAGCUUGUAUAAUAUUGAUGAUGAAUAAUGUUGUUGUGUAAAAGGCGAAGAUCAAUUUUUGUGUGGCCCUGCUGUCACAUCUGAAAUAGCUGUCUUAAUAGCUUGGUUGACAUUUAUUGCAACACUACAUUCUGUGAUUGCUCGUACUGCAUCCAUAGCCAUGUGUCUUUCAACUAUGCAAUAAUGAUGAAUGAAGUAUUAUCUGACUUUUAAGCUUUAUUUUACUAUGCACUAUCUUAUUGGAGUUUUCUUUGUUGAACUGUAAACGCUUUGCAUGAGUCCUCAUUGCAGCCUUUGUGUCUUACACAAUGUCUUAUCUUUUGUAACUGACACUGUGGGGAGGCAAAAAGUGGGGUUAUCCUGGAUUAGUUUUAGGAGAUAUAGAUUACCUCUGUACAAAGUGUAUCUGUGUAUUGUAUGCGUUUGUUACCAUGUAAAGGAGAAUGGAUGCUGCGGUCACUUCUUCAAAUAAAUAUUAGAAUAUUCAUU